Messenger RNA from Anoplopoma fimbria (sablefish), 2737 nucleotides. RefSeq names its product ankyrin repeat and sterile alpha motif domain containing 3 (gene anks3). Lineage: Eukaryota; Metazoa; Chordata; Actinopteri; Perciformes; Anoplopomatidae. The record is from RefSeq and is a predicted model, not a curated record. Gene Ontology annotation, molecular function: protein binding. The coding region runs from base 88 to 2028 and encodes 646 amino acids. The transcript is spliced from 16 exons. Gene Ontology annotation, cellular component: cilium.
GCCGUAAAGAAAAAACCAACUAACGGUACCUGUUGACUGGCCACCUCUGUUUCCAGGUGUGUGGAGGGACAAGUGAAGAGGUAGAAAAUGUCUGAGCUAAGUGACGAAGCCAGCGAAUCAGAGCAACUGGGUGCCAGCCUCUCCCUGUGGCUGGGUGACUCCCUGUUGCGACUUGAGGAGCUGGACGUUCCUCUGGACCUCCACACUGCCUGCUCCAUCGGCCAGUACGACGUGGUGGCAGAGUGUAUCAAAAAACGUGAGGUGGACCUGAAUGGCAAGAACAUCGGAGGAUGGACCCCGCUGAUGUAUGCAUCUUACAUCGGCCAUGACAACAUCGCAAAUCUCCUGUUGGAGGCGGGUGUGAAUGUAAAUGCUACCACUGCCAAAGGAUUAACCCCCUUGAUGCUGGCGGCGAGCUGUGGGAAUGAAAGUAUCGCAUACUUUCUGCUUCAGCAAGGUGCCCAGUUGGAGCUGAAGGACUCUCGAGGCUGGACCGCUCUGUUCCACUGCACAAGCACAGGCCACCAGCAGAUGGUCCGGUUCCUGCUGGAUAACAAUGCUGAUGCCAAUGUCAAGGAGCCAGGGUCUGGUUUCACUACCCUGAUGGAGGCUGCUGCUUCAGGACAUGAAAUCAUUGUUCAGUACCUGCUUGAUCAUAAAGUUAAAGUGGAUGACCGUAACAAUAAAGGAGAGACGGCCCGUGCCCUAGCCAUGGUAUACGGCUAUACCAAACUUGUCAGCCUCAUUGACUCACGUUCUCCAAGGACCAAACCAGGACAUUUUGAAGACCUGAGCUCCUCCGAGGACUCGGACAGCGCACCCCCGCGGAUAAGGCCAAGUCGGAACCGAGCUAAAGGCGUUAGCAUCCACGAUGGGCCCCAGGCCAUUGCCAAGUUCCGAGUAGGAGGCACCAGCAAACAGUGUGAGCCUCCUGCAGCGCCGCCUAGCAACAUGACAUUUCGUGAUAUUGGUGAAAAAAGUGAGGAUAUCUGCUAUCGUGACGUGACCUCACCCAUAAAUGAGCUGGACGGCCAGAGCAAUAGCAGCAGAGAUGACAGUCCAUUCUUUGAAAACGACAUGCCCACCAUGAGGAGCAGCAGUAGCAGCAGCGAAGGCCUGCCUCAAGUGAUUGGCCUCAACUGGGAAGGCUCAGUGGAGAGUAACGAGGACUCUGACCAGUGCAAAAAGAGCAGCUCUCGCCGAGUAAAUAAGGGCCAUUACUCAAAAGGCAAGAGUCGGCAUGGAAGCAACGAUGCAGCUCACUCAAGUGGUAAAGGGAACUGUGGGCUGCUCUCACAUAUUGGUCUUCCACCCUCCUACACUGGUCCAAAGGAUCUGGCCGAGUUCUUGGAACAAAUUGGCUUUUCUAAGUAUCUCCCCGUCCUUGAAGAGCAAGACAUUGACCUGCGGAUAUUUCUCACCUUGACUGAAAAUGACCUCAAAGAAAUAGGGAUCACAUUGUUUGGACCCAAGCGCAAGAUGACCUCGGCUAUAGCAAGAUGGCACAGCAGUGCUCGACCACCCAGCGAUGCUCUGGAACAGGCUUAUGCUGACCAGCUCGAAGCAGAGAUGCAGGAGAUGGCCAUUCAGCUACACAAACACUGUGAGGAGGCGGAUAGCCUUCGGAGCCAAGUGUCUCAGGAGAAGGAGCUGCGUACAGUGAUGGAGGGAUGUCUGAUGGAGGACAAGAUGGCAUGGAGGAGGGUUCAUGAGGAGCUGGUGGAGAACCACCGGCUUGCUCAGGACAUGAGCGCAACACUGGCAAAGUCUAGGGCCUGCAGCGCUGAACUGCUCUCCUGUUUCACUGCUGACGGGAAAAGCAGCUCACAUACUGCCGUGGAAGAUGAAACGAAAGAUGACCACGGUGUUAAAACAGUGGAGGGCUUUACACGCUCCAGUGUUGCAGAGUUACAAAAUAAGUUUGCUUCCUAUGAAGAAGAUCUGGCGGGGACCCUGCAAACUGUGCUUCACAGUCUGAGGCGACUGAGUGCCCCCGAAAAAGUAUCUGAUAGCUGGGAACAGCCUUAACGUUUACAGGAGGCUUUUUGCCAAUAUUUGACGGAGGGUGAUCUUACCACCCUGAACUACUCACUGAAAUGAGAGGAGGCCAAAGACGGGGCCUGCCCUGCCGGACCAGAGCGCCUCAGGGAGUGAAACAAAUGACCUGCUGCUCCUCCCGGAUUGGCUGAUGGACCAGAGCUCGCCAGAUGUGGACUAGGUCAAGGGUGAUGGCAGCUACUGCAGUGAAAUGACAAACAUGAAGGAAGGGUACCUGACCCUCACACGCCUGUCCUGGUGUAUGCUGGACUCCAGUAGCUGUGUUGAGAGUGAAGGGGACUGAUCGUGCAUCAGAGGCUGUCAUACUGUGAAAUGUUUCUAGAAAAACUGUACUCUCUUCCUGUAUGAAAUGUGGUUAAAAUUAUGUUUGUGCCACAAGCCGAAGAGGAGUCACAGUAAAAAGACAUUCUGCAGAGUUAUUGGAAUGACAUCUUAUUUGUAUGCUGUUUGAAAAUAAUGUCCUGCUGAAUGCAUUUAGGAGAAAUGUGUGAAAUCUGCAAUUUACAUUUACAGCAAUACAUUAUGUUAAAACAGAUUUGUCAAUGGUGCAAUGAAGUGGUUAGUAUAUCAUUCAGAUUCACUUUUAACAUAAUACCUAAAUGUGAUCCAUUUUACCCAAAAAUUCUCCCAUAUCUUACAAAUGCCAGAUAGUCUUGGUUGUAUUAAAGCCUUGUUUCCU